GGGAGAAGCUUAUAUAUUAAGAAACGUCACCAACGCGGGUUCAUUUCCCUCGGUUCUUACUAGAAUGUCUGGAAAGUUCUAUGCCCUGAGCGCUUGUCAGAUCAGAUGCAGAGCAGCGAGGCAACGUGGACUUGAAGUGAUCUAAUCAGAAGCUUAUUUUCUACAUGGAUACGCAAGUGUGAUUGGUGCACAACAAUAGUGGAGUCUCAUAACAGCCAGCGGGAUAGUCCAACGUGUAUUCUAUGUAAAAUAACAUUCACAAAUAGCUAGUUAGCUAAGUAAGGCUAACGAAGAGGAGAGCGUUAGCAGUCGUUAACUAGUUAGCUAGCAAACGUUAAAGUUAGUUAGGUUGUUGCCUGCUGCACUUGAUAGUUUGAGAAGUAAUUAGCUUUAGCCUCCACAUCUGUUAGCCAGCGUUAGUAAGUUAAGAUCUGAAUUGUGGUGCAGGUCAGAGUAGGUGGAGGAAAUCUGUUUCAUGACAAUGACUGCUGAGGAACAGGCCAGUGAAGGACAAAAUACCAUCCGAAUGGAGGGAGAGGACGUCACACCGAAGAAAGACGGGGGUGUUUUAAAGCUGGUGAAAAGGGAAGGCACAGGCACAGAGCUGCCUAUGUUGGGUGACAAGGUGUUUGUACACUAUGUGGGCACACUUGUGGAUGGUACUCAAUUUGACUCGAGCAGAGGCAAAGAAGAUAAGUUUUCCUUUGAGCUGGGCAAAGGUCAAGUAAUAAUGGCAUGGGACAUUGGUGUAGCCACAAUGAAAGUGGGGGAGGUGUGUCAGCUCAUCUGUAAACCAGAGUACGCUUAUGGAUCUGCAGGCAGCCCUCCUAAAAUACCCCCUAAUGCCACUCUUGUUUUUGAGGUGGAACUGUUUGAAUUUCGAGGUGACGACAUAACUGAAGAUGAAGAUGGGGGAAUCAUUCGUCGUAUGCUAACUAAGGGCCAGGGAUAUUCUAAGCCUAAUGAAGGAGCUGUUGUUGAAGUAACUGUGGAAGGCACCUAUGAGGAACGCAUGUUUGAUGACAGAGAACUGAAGUUUGAGAUUGGUGAUGGAGGGAGUCUUGGCUUGCCAGCUGGAGUGGAGAAAGCUAUCAUGGCUAUGGAGCAUGGAGAGGAGGCACUCUUCACUAUUAAGCCUAGAUAUGGCUUUGGGAAUGUGGGAAAUGCAAAGUAUAACAUUCCCGGUGGAGCAACACUGCAAUACAAGAUCAAGCUGAAAGCUUUUGAGAAGGCUAAGGAAUCAUGGGAGAUGAACACAGCAGAGAAGCUGGAACAAAGCAUCAUUGUCAAAGAGAAGGGGACACAGUAUUUUAAGGAGGGAAAAUACAAGCAAGCAUCACUUCAGUACAAAAGGAUUGUGUUGUGGCUGGAACAUGAAUCUGGUUUGUCAGAGGAGGAUGACAAGAAAGCCAAAGCAUUGCAGCUAGCUGCACAUCUGAACUUGGCCAUGUGCUUCCUUAAACUACAGGAGCCAAACCUAGCCCUGGAAAAUUGUAACAAGGCUCUGGAGUUGGAUGCAUCCAGUGAGAAGGCUUUGUUCCGAAGGGGAGAGGCGCUCUUUGCUAUUAAGGAGUUUGACAUGGCAAGAGACGACUUUCAGCGAGUUGUUCAGCUAUAUCCUGCCAACAAGGCUGCCAAGAGCCAGGUGGUUCUUUGUCAGAAACGUGUGAAGGAGCAACACGAGAAGGACAAACGCAUCUACGCCAACAUGUUCCAGAAAUUUGCAGAAAGGGAUUCAAAGAAGGAAGCAGAGAAGGGGAAGAGUGAGAGCAAGGAGGGCAGCGAUGAUGAGAUGGAGGUUGAGAAACGAGAAAAGGAAGAUGCGAGUGAAGCAAAAGCAUAGAUGAAGACCUGACUGCACCACGGUUCAUCUGGACUUAAGACUUUUGUAUCUUCAGCUAUUGUGUUUAAAGUGUGAGUCUGUGUGUAUCUAUGAAAUGUGUGUAUGAGAAUGAGUGUGUGAGUCAGAGCAUUGACUUUGGGUGCAUCUUCGCUGGCUUUCUUUGUGUCUGGGCUUUUUGCUGUGGCAGCUAGCCGAGCGGAUGUGGCUUCUCCAGCGGAUGGCACUGAGAGACAUGGAUAUAAUAAAUGAAUUGUGUGCCACCACCCCACUUCCUUGAACUCUUUCAACCCACAGCUUUGGGCUGUACAUUUGUUUUUAAUGUUUUGGAUAGUAAAAAAAAAAAAAAGGUGCAUCCCAAGUGUUAUGAGCAGAAUUUCAAACCCUCACCCAUAAAGGGCUAGACCAUUCCCGUUGCACUACCCAGUCUUCUUUACCCUUCCUCACACGUUUACAAUCUAUCCAACCCUCAUCUCAUGGACCUACUGGUCAGUUCCUGGAAGUGUGGUGGUUGUGUGCAUAGAUAUGUUUCUGAAUGUUCGGAGUGCCUGUUUCCCACAGUACGCAUGUAGCAGCACUGUGGAUAGCUGGGAUAAUGAGAUGUUCGCCUUGAGUAGCUGUCAGACUUCAAGCUUCUCUCUCAGUCUAAAGCUGGAUCUCCCUUAUAGCCCCCAGGGUACAGGACUGUUCAUCUUUGCUUUGGAAUUAUUGGCUUUUACUUAUUUUUUUUUCCUAGUGUUGUGCUUGUGAAUUCUAUAUGGUUCUCAAAAUGACUACAACCAAUUACCUAACUGGAAUAUGUGUAUUUUAAAGCAGCUACAGUAGAAAGGAUAUUAAUGAGCUUCUCUUGGACACACUCAAGUAAUAAACAUUUAAGUCUUAGUCUUCAUUUGCUGUAAAAUGUAUAUUAUGAACAUGCGUAUGUGAGUAAUCAGAUUUAAGCUGUUAACCACUGUACUGGAGAGGAAGACCUGAGCCCUGUUUAAGCACCUGUAGAAGAGCGAACUAAACUAGGGAACUCGUCAAAAAAGAGCUUUGGCUUGUGUGUUGAAUUUAUCUUUGUUGAAAGGGUCGCUGUUUGGUCUGCCCUGACAGAAGGAAGUAAUAAACAAUAGCUACAACUUGA
This is a messenger RNA of Monopterus albus (swamp eel), 2966 nucleotides long. RefSeq names its product FKBP prolyl isomerase 4 (gene fkbp4). Bases 476 to 1843 code for a protein of 455 amino acids. Lineage: Eukaryota; Metazoa; Chordata; Actinopteri; Synbranchiformes; Synbranchidae. The record is from RefSeq and is a predicted model, not a curated record. The transcript is spliced from 11 exons. Gene Ontology annotation, molecular function: peptidyl-prolyl cis-trans isomerase activity; protein binding.